Molecule: messenger RNA, 786 nt
Organism: Paecilomyces variotii
Lineage: Eukaryota; Fungi; Ascomycota; Eurotiomycetes; Eurotiales; Thermoascaceae
Exons: 3
Coding region: 1-786 (261 amino acids)
Source: RefSeq, a predicted model, not a curated record
AUGGCGAGCUCUAAUGGCAACGAAGCAUUUCGUCGUACUCUUCGGCUCUUGGACGAUCGUAUUUCAAGUGCUGAAUAUCUUCAGUUCGGCGCCGAUGAUCUUCAAGAGAUGAAUGUCAUUGUGCGCCCUGCCUCCUUUGCUCGAACUAGCGAAGAUAUAGAGCUUAAGUUGUGUUUCUUCAUACCAACUACUUCUAACGUUUUAUCUGCGCCUGAUGAACAAGACCUUGCGGAGGAGUUCCUGGAGUUCCCUGAAUACGAUGCAACAAGAGAGGAGAGGUAUGGGGAGAAAUCAUGGGAAAGGGCACGCUCACUUGAACGUUAUCUAUCCUGCUGUGUGAUCGACUGUGGACUCGACGAGCUGGGAUGGAAUAGUCUAGAUGUCUCCAAAUAUAAAGUACUUUGGGAGUAUAAAGUGUCGCAGUGGUAUGUCGAAUCAGUUUACUGCCACAAUUCGAAAUACCCCCACGUCAAAGCAACUAUGAUUUCCGAUCAUGAGGGUAAUGAUGGAACAUUAUUUCGUGGGGAACUUCUAGCUCUGAUUAGAUUAAUCAGAGGACGAUUAGCAACUAAAUCUGUUGCCCAUUACUCAAACUAUCCAGUAUUGCUGUUUUCGAUGAUGGGCGUACAGCACGUGCGAAUACUCCAGGCUUAUAUGGAUAGCUCCACGUUGGUCAUACAGAAGAGCAAGCUCUAUGACUGUCGACAUAAGAAUUCCGGGCUUCUGGAUUUCCUUAUUGCGUGGUUCCUCAGCAGUCCUACGGGCGAGCUUACAUCGAGUAAUUGA